Messenger RNA from Rattus rattus (black rat), 2719 nucleotides. RefSeq names its product TSR1 ribosome maturation factor (gene Tsr1). The transcript has 15 exons. Gene Ontology annotation, molecular function: U3 snoRNA binding; GTPase activity; GTP binding. The coding region runs from base 305 to 2719 and encodes 804 amino acids. The record is from RefSeq and is a predicted model, not a curated record. Lineage: Eukaryota; Metazoa; Chordata; Mammalia; Rodentia; Muridae. Gene Ontology annotation, cellular component: nucleus; preribosome, small subunit precursor. Gene Ontology annotation, biological process: maturation of SSU-rRNA from tricistronic rRNA transcript (SSU-rRNA, 5.8S rRNA, LSU-rRNA); endonucleolytic cleavage of tricistronic rRNA transcript (SSU-rRNA, 5.8S rRNA, LSU-rRNA); ribosome biogenesis.
AUUUCUUCCCAUGUGAUGUAACUUUAGGGUGCAAAGGUGGGAAGAUGAGAGCAAAGUAGAUUUUUCUAAUCAAGAGACGAAGCCGGGAGAUUACUGCCGGCGUCUUUCAGCUCUCAACAGACGACUGCAGCGUGGGAAAAGUUACCACGACGUGUCCGCAGAGACUCAGUACCCCGCGCUCGCAGGCUGGCGGAAAAAACCUCGCGAGAGGUCACGGGAGCGUAAAGACAAGCCCCUCUCCCAGGCCGGAAACGCUCGGGUCAGCCCGGAAGUAGUGUUUACUCGGUGCACGUGGGCAGUUAGAAUGGCGGCUCACCGCUCCGGGCCGCUGAAGCAGCAGAAUAAAGCUCAUAAAGGCGGGCGGCACCACGGCGGUGGGGCCGCACAACGGGACAGCAAAGGUCGUGUAGGACCGAAAAUCCUGUGCAAGAAGCUUAAGAAGCAGCUGAGCCGAGUAGACCAGAGGCAUCGCGCCAGCCAGCUCCGAAAGCAGAAGAGGGAGGCGGUUCUGGCAGAGAAGAGGCAGCUGGGCAGCAAGGAUGGGCCUCCACAUCAGGUGCUGGUGGUGCCUCUGCACAACAGGAUUUGCCUUCCAGAGGCAUUUAAACUGCUUCAGAACGAAGACCUGGGAACAGUGUAUUUGAAUGAACGGGGAAGCACCCAUAGUUUUAUGCUUCUGAGCCCUAGCUUGAAACAUCGGUGGUCUUUCACAUAUGCAAGACCAGGGGAUCUGCAUACACUAUUAGACAUGGCUAAAGUUGCUGAUACCAUCCUGUUCCUCCUGGACCCACUAGAAGGCUGGGACAGUACUGGGGAUUAUUGUUUAUCUUGCCUCUUUGCUCAGGGCCUUCCCACCUAUAUGCUAGCUGUCCAGGGGCUUCCUAGCCUCCCACCAAAGAGACAAACGGAUGCCAGAAAGAAGCUAAAUAAAACAGUGGAGAAACGCUUUCCUGAAGACAAACUCCUGCUGCUGGACACCCGGCAAGAAUCAGGAAUGUUACUCAGACAGUUGGCUAACCAGAAGCAAAGGCGUCUUGCUUUUCGCGAUCGGCGAGCUUACUUGUUUGCCCAUGUUGCUGACUUUGUGCCUAGUGAGGAGAGUGACUUAGUGGGCACCUUGAAAAUCUCAGGCUACAUUCGAGGGAGGACUCUGAAUGUAAAUAGCUUGCUGCAUAUUGUUGGACAUGGUGAUUUCCAAAUGAAUCAAAUAGACGCGCCUGUGGAUCCUUUCCCUUUAAAUCCUAGAGUGAUUAAAUCCCAAAAGAAACCAAGCAUGUCAAUGGAGGUUUGUGUUACAGAUGCUGCUGCUGACAUGGAAGAAGGUCUUAAGGUUCUGAUGAAGGCAGACCCUGAUCAACAGGAGACUUUACAAACAGAGGUUAUUCCAGAUCCAAUGGAAGGCGAGCAAACAUGGCCCACUGAGGAGGAGCUGGAUGAGGCAAAUGACUCACUGAAGCAACGCUCCAGGGUGGUAAAGAAGGUCCCUAAAGGAACAUCCAAUUACCAGGCUGAGUGGAUUCUGGAUGAAGGCGAUGAAAGUGAUGGGGAAGGUGAUGAAUCUGAUGAUGACAUACAGCAUGAAGGUUUCAUGGAAGACGAGUCUCAGGAUGGGAGUGGCGAGGAGGAAGAGGAGGAAUGUGAAACCAUGACUCUAGGGGAGUCUGUGCGGGAUGACCUAUACGAUGAGAAAGUAGAUGAAGAGGAUGAGGAGAGAAUGUUAGAGAAAUACAAACAAGAAAGAUUGGAAGAGAUGUUUCCAGAUGAAAUGGAUACCCCUCGUGAUGUGGCCGCUAGAAUUCGAUUUCAGAAAUAUAGAGGCCUCAAGAGCUUCCGGACGUCUCCUUGGGACCCUAAAGAAAACCUUCCUAGAGAUUAUGCUCGGAUUUUUCAGUUUCAGAAUUUUGUUAAUACUAGAAAAAGAAUCUUUAAAGAGAUUGAGGAAAAAGAAACUGAAGGAGCUGAGGUUGGUUGGUACGUCACACUUCAUGUUUCUAACGUCCCUGUCUCGGUGGUUGAGUCUUUCAGGCAAGGAGCGCCCUUGAUUGCAUUUUCUUUGCUACCUUAUGAACAGAAGAUGUCAGUAUUGAACAUGGUGGUGAGCCGCAGCCCUGGCAACACGGAACCUGUGAAGGCGAAAGAAGAACUGAUCUUCCACUGUGGAUUCAGGCGCUUCCGAGCUUCACCUUUAUUCUCUCAGCACACAGCAGCUGAUAAACAUAAAUUUCAAAGAUUCCUGACUGCUGAUGCGGCCUUAGUGGUGACAGUAUUUGCACCAAUCACGUUCCCUCCUGCAUCUGUGCUGCUUUUCAAGCAGAGGAGAAAUGGAAUGCACAACCUCAUUGCUACAGGCCAUCUGUUUUCAGUGGAUCCAGACAGGAUGGUCAUAAAGAGAGUGGUUCUAAGUGGUCAUCCUUUCAAAAUUUUUACUAAGAUGGCAGUAGUGCGAUACAUGUUCUUCAGCAGAGAGGAUGUGCUGUGGUUUAAGCCUGUAGAGCUGAGAACCAAGUGGGGCCGCCGGGGACACAUCAAAGAGCCUCUGGGUACCCAUGGCCAUAUGAAGUGCAGUUUUGAUGGGAAGUUAAAAUCUCAGGAUACAGUAUUAAUGAAUCUCUAUAAGCGAGUGUUUCCCAAAUGGACUUAUGACCCGUAUGUACCAGAGCCAGUACCUUGGGUUAAAAGUGACAUCUCUUCAACAGUGUCUGAAGUAGACAUGGAGUAA